Messenger RNA from Iphiclides podalirius (scarce swallowtail), 1005 nucleotides. The record is from the annotation of a GenBank genome assembly. NCBI's taxonomy places the organism in Eukaryota, Metazoa, Arthropoda, Insecta, Lepidoptera, Papilionidae.
AUGCUCAUUGCUCACGUCAUACACACGCCCCGCGCGUCCCGCACACCGCCCCGCUAUCACCAGCAGCCUUCAUGCAUCUUUGCUUGCAUCCGACGAACCACAAAUGUCAUCCGUCACCGCACGGGCAGCGGCGGUUUUAUCACAUCUUGGAAAAUGACUGAAGCCCUCCCACGGCAGCAUGACAAGCCGAUGUGCGUGCGCGUCUGCCUGGAAGUGGGGCAUGCGUGCGAGCCGCGCCGCUCCCCCACUGGCCGCGCCCUCGCCCUGGACUGGCGCGUGUGGGUGCGAGGCGCCGGCGGCCGCGACAUCAGCCCCUUCGUCCACAAGGUCGUCUUCCAUUUGCACCCGCCCAGCGCUUUCGUCUACCCCAAAAGAGUUCUUCAAGAGCCGCCGUACGAGAUCCAGGAAUCAGGGUGCACUUCCAUAGAAAUACCGAUCCACGUGUACCUGAAAUGCAGCAGCAAACCAAAGAAAAUCCGCCUCCGAUACAGCCUGCGCCUCGAAAACAACAGCCUGACCAGUUCAGAGUCGAAAUGUGUGUAUUAUGACUUUGACAACCCCUCGGAGCAGCUGUGUACAGCUCUGAUGGAGGGAGGUGGAGAAAUUAUCGCUAGAAAGGGCUGCUCUAGGGGCCGUCACGAGGACCUCUUCGUCCUUCUCUCAGACACUGAAGAAAAAUUGAAGAACGGCAAAGGCAAGCGUUACAAAUUCAUCGAACCCAUACGCAGAGCGGCGCCAGCGAAAAGUCGCGCCAAAACGUACGUAAUCGAGGAGAUAUGCUCGAAGUGCGGCGAUUCGGAGUUCAAGAAGCAAUUGCGCUCGGUGGAGAUGACCGACGACGAAAUCACACGAGUGUCAAAGUUGUACUUGGCGCUCACCAGCUAUGAAAAGUCUGUCGACGCGUUAAUUUUACCGCCGAUUUCCGAUCCCAUUUACACUCUACCCGAACUCCCAGCGUCAUUAAAGGGCGCACUGGCGAGCGUGGAAGGAGACUACACUAUGCAA